AUGCCGCCAAAGAAGCCUCACCACCAAAAGGCUUCGAAAACUAAGGCAUGCUACAACUGCCAUCGGAAACGUCUUCGCUGUGACAAGUCGCUGCCUGCCUGUCUCAAAUGCUCCAUCAACGGCGAGGAAUGUCUUGGCUACGGCAUCGUCCUGCGUUGGGCCGCCUUGGAGACACCAAUCGAUGACAAUGUUGACCCUCUACCGCGAGCACCAGAUGAUAACCCAGAUCCAAGCUCACAAAUUAUCAAGCGCCCCGUCAACCUCAUCAAGAUUCCAUUAACAGAUCCUCUCCUCAACGGUCUCUCAACCAAGGCAAGAUGGUACAUGCAUCAUUUUGCCACGAUUGUCUGUCGAGACCUGGUCUCCAUUGACCAGAAGGAACGGAAUCCAUUCCGGGCCAUCAUCCCUUUGGUUCGCAAGUUUGACUACCUCCAGUCGGUCGUCUUAGCAACGGCAGCCAUGCAUUUAUCUACGAUUCACAAGUACCAAGGUCGAAGUCUACCAUCGGAGUCCGCCCUAGUAGACGCACUGAUGCUCAAGUCCCGGGCACUUCACCUUCUUCGCGCCGCCAUCAAUGACAACACGCUCACGGACAAGGCCAUGAUUCUUUCCGCCAUCGUCUUCCUUGUCAAUCUUGAUCUCAUCGACUCCGGCCGAGGAGGCUGGAAGGCCCAUGUUGAAGCCGCCCGGCGUCUGAUAUCAUCCCUAUACCUGACCAAGGCACACCUUGACGGGGCCAUCGCCCCCCUAGUCAACGCCAUCGCCGCCGACUGUCUUACCUAUCGCAUAUACGGCUCAACCAUCAGCGGCAACACUUCGUCGUGGUCGGACAAUACCAUCGAUGACGGGGUCGUGUUGCCGUACAUUUUGCAGAACGCCGAGGCCUACAGCUACCAUUGCGCACCACCGGCUAUCCUCCAAAUUAUUCUCUCUGCAAGCCAACUCUGUAGCGGCAGCUCCACAACGCCGGAAACAGAUGGAGGGGCGGGGAGGAUUGUCACCGCGGCGGCGUUGCUUCACAAGGCGCGCAACUUUGACGUGCAGACAUGGGUGUACAAUAUCAAGGGACUGCCACCGGAUGACGACCUGGAAGCGCGGGUAAGCGUGGCGUCAGCACACCGCGCGGCAGCCUGUCUGUUCGUCUUGUUGUCGGUUCCCGAGGCUGGAUUGCUCGAUAUACCUCUGCUAGAGCCCAAGGAUCUGGUGCAGGAAAUUCUUGGACAUUUGUCCUGCAUCCCAGAUAAUCACGUCCACUUGAAAGGAACGGUAUGGCCGACUUUUGUUGUUGGCGCAGAGACGGACGAUUUGAAUGAGAGGGCUUGGUGCCUGGAGCGGUUGGUGGCGGUUUGGACAAAGAAUCCUUGGACGUAUCCGUGGGGAUACGUGCACACGGCGAUGGAGAUGUUGCAGGAAAUUUGGAGGUUGAAGGAUUUGGCAGCGCAACAGGGCGAUGAUGGAAUCAACUGGUUGCAGAGGUUAAAAGCGACUGGAAAUAGCUGCUUGAUUGUAUAG
Messenger RNA from Neurospora tetrasperma FGSC 2508, 1512 nucleotides. RefSeq lists its product as uncharacterized. Gene Ontology annotation, molecular function: transcription cis-regulatory region binding; DNA-binding transcription factor activity, RNA polymerase II-specific; zinc ion binding. Bases 1 to 1512 code for a protein of 503 amino acids. The transcript is spliced from 3 exons. The record is from RefSeq and is a predicted model, not a curated record. Lineage: Eukaryota; Fungi; Ascomycota; Sordariomycetes; Sordariales; Sordariaceae. Gene Ontology annotation, biological process: positive regulation of transcription by RNA polymerase II. Gene Ontology annotation, cellular component: nucleus.